Messenger RNA from Uranotaenia lowii, 2398 nucleotides. RefSeq names its product CAP-Gly domain-containing linker protein 1 (gene Cnb). The record is from RefSeq and is a predicted model, not a curated record. Gene Ontology annotation, cellular component: centrosome; centriole. The transcript has 2 exons. The coding region runs from base 90 to 2288 and encodes 732 amino acids. Gene Ontology annotation, biological process: centriole replication; regulation of cilium assembly; mitotic cytokinetic process. Lineage: Eukaryota; Metazoa; Arthropoda; Insecta; Diptera; Culicidae.
AUGAGUGUUGUUUCAUCACUUCGGCAAAAUUUUGUGGUAAAGUCUACUUUUUACGUUAACUUUCAGUUAAAGUUGGUGUUAGCGAUGUGAUGAGUGAUUCAGAUGAUACGGAUAUUUUGCUUUUGAUACCGCCGGAUUUUUUCAACCUAGAAACAUCAGCUGGAACUCCAUUUCCAAACUCAGAGUUUUCCGGAGCUCUUGGUCCCUAUCAAAGGGGCCAACCGAGAACGUUAGAGAUCUUCGACAGUCGGGACUCGUUCUCCUUCAAUGAUUCUUUAGGAAUAAACUCGUACAGAAGUACUCUACAAACAAUGAGCGGAAAGAGCCAUGAAUACCGUCCAUCCGGACCUACCGGAUUUAGUCAUCAGUCUUGCCCGGGAGGCGAUUAUUUUUAUUCAACUCCCAAUAAGCCACAACAUAUAACAAGCACUGCCCAUCCCCGGAACGAACUGCUCAACGAAAUCGAUCAAUUUCUACAAGUGGACAAAACUCCUGCAAAUGGACCGAAAAGUCCUCAACACUCAUUGAUCGACAUGAACAAUGUUUCCGUACACGAUUACCCAUCGCUUACGGCCAGCGAUUUCAACAGUUUAAACCGGGGGGUGCCCCAGAAGCCGCCUCGCCAUGCGUCAGAUCAACCACUUUCAAUCGGUUCCGGCAGCAGUUCCGCUUUCUUGCGUCCACCCGGGGUUGGCAUUCAAGAACGACAGCAACAGCUUCGUGCUCCUCUACUUAGCUUGAGCGAAAUCUGGAAUGCAAACGCGGUCAAUCAGGACUCAUCCAAGGUGCAGGAAGAACGACUUCGGCGUCAACACUGCGAACGUAACAUCCAUUUGCUGCAGGCACGUUUGCUCGAGUACGAACAAAAGAUAGCCGUGGCCAUCGACGUUGACAAGGAGAAGGAAGCCAUUAUUCUACGACUGGAGAAAGAAUCGCUUCGAUUGAACCGAAAAAUCCACGAAAUGGAAACCAAAGCUAACGAGGAGCACGAAAAGCUACUGCAGGAAAAUCUGGAAAUCAAAAACAAAAAUCUAUUUCACGAAAAAGAACUGGCCGAAACCAUUACUCUGGUUCGGAAGCUGCAGGAUAAAAAUGAAACCCUCGAAUCAAAAGUGGAACAUUUGACCACCGCCAAUCGAGACGUUUCCGAAGUGCACAAAAAUCAAAUGCGGGACCUGGAGGUUCGAUUCACAAACAGCAGGGAAAGCGAAAGGGCCUUAAAGGAUCAGCUCGCCAAAUUGAGGAAAAGCUUCGACGCUGUAAAGGAACAACUUGAAGGCGAACGUAAAAAAUGUGAAGAUUUCAACAAGCUUCGAGCAGAAUAUGCUUCACUGAAAGUAAAGACUGAUAAUUUGAGUAGAAAAUUAACUGAAGCUAAUUCACAAAAUGAAUCUUAUCGGAAACAAAACGAUGAUUUAAAGAAUCAAAUUGAAAAUUCCUCAGAAGAGAAAAAUAAUUUGCUGAAAGAGUUGGACGUUCAGCGAUUAUCUCUGAAAAAGUACUACCAGUCACAGUUGGAGGACGUCGUCGCCGAUAAGCUGAAAGAAUUUCAGAAGCAACUCUGCUCCGUGGAGGAGCAGCUUAAAUCGGAGGCUAGGAAGAAAGAACGCACGUUGGCAGAACGUGCAAUAAAACAGAUCGAAUUGAUCAAUCAAACAAACGAACAGGAAAUCAAAUUGCUUAACGAAAAGUACAACGAACAGGAAGCGCUCUAUCGAUUGCAGCUUACUAACUCUACCAAAACUAUUUUCGAACUAGAGGAAAAACUGGCCGCUUAUCAAAAUCGGAGAGCCGACAUCGCGGAAAAACUCCACUCCAUAAUGGAAGUCCAGUGGCAGAAAGCCCUCGAAGUAUUAACCUCACCCGCUGUCAAAGAUAACGAAACUCCACAGCCCAUAAACCGCUUCAAUCGGCUUUCCGUAGACCAUCUGGACAAGGAUCAGCUAGACGGAGUCCGCAGUUUGAAAAGCGUUGCCGAAAAUGAAACUUUCCAGACUCCUGUCUCCAGUAGAAGGCAACAAUUCAACAACAACCUUUCGGAUCCCAAAAGUGGUUUUCCGCGGGAUCUACUGCACAACUACAUCGAGCUGCUGCUGGAAAAAUCACCCAGCGAUUUGAAGGACCUCGAAUCGGUUCUAACCGGUUGUAAGAAAAACACUAAGGACCGUAGUACCGGUCUGGAGGAUCGGCAACGGAACUUUUCGACCACCGUUGGGUCCGGGUCGGUCUCACAGUUGGGUCAAGUGAACAAAACGACGUUGGGGAAAACGCCGAAGCCUUGGAAGUGAGGCGAAUGAUUGUAGAGCUUAGUCAUGUAAGUAUAUUUAUUUUUUGAUAGCUUUAAGAAAUCUACCACUUCUAUGAUAAGUAGAUUGUGUUUUCACAAUAAAGUAUGCGC